Molecule: messenger RNA, 1055 nt
Organism: Chara braunii
Lineage: Eukaryota; Viridiplantae; Streptophyta; Charophyceae; Charales; Characeae
Source: the annotation of a GenBank genome assembly
GAAUCACACACAAAAGGCAACCUUGGGAGAGCAGCCUGGACACAGACUUCGCUUGGAUAAAGGAGUCACCGGCAAUCCCCGGGUGAACGACAGCACCUCCCAGGAGAAGGAAAUGGCAUCCUCCCCGGAGCAGAACGAUGCAAUGGCAGCAGUAAAGGGGGGUCAACAGGCAGUCGAAGGACAAGACAGAGGAAAGAGACCGGAGUUGGAACAGACAAAGGUGGUCAUCCUCGUGGAGGAUAAUGACACAGAGGAUGAAAACCCCCCUCUGCUUCUCCGAAGACGGUCUGCUGACCAGACACAGCCGGUCCAGCAGAUGAAAUCACCCUUCUUGGCCCGGAAAGGACCCAUCUUGCAAAAUGCACUUUCUCACAGGUCCUCAGAGGACCGCUCUGGGCCAGCAAAAUGGAGACAAAAAACCGGACAGGAGAAUCCAGUGCCACAAAAUGGCACGGGAACCCCAUUACUGGAAGGAGGGGGGAAUGUGAAUUCAGACAAGUCUGCAGUCGUACCGGCGUCCCAAGGUCGUGCCCUUCUCAACAAGCCAGGAAUCGACGUUACUGCUGCCGUGGCGUUACACACGAAAGAUAAUUUAGAAAUGACAACGAUUACAUCUCCUCCCCGCAAUGGUGCCCUUGCCCUUGCGAGCAAGCCAGGAACCGACGACGGCCCUGCGGAGAGGAUGCUCAAGGUCACGACUGUCCCGUUGCUGAUUAGCCAAAGGACCGUGAAUUCUGAGGUGAAAACAGUCGCACACAACACCACGGGAGCCCCGCUGCUGAAUUCCGGAACAAUGGCGGCUGUGGCUGCUCCUCAGAGACCUGUCCCACACAGCGGUCUGAGAACCAAUAAGGCCAAACCCGGAAUCAGUAUCGAUGAUGCAGGAGAGGCAAGCAAGGCCACCGGGAUCCCACUGCAGAAAGUUGGCAGGACACAGAUCUCCCAGACAACUGCACUCGCACUGCCUCCGCAGACUCGUGCCCCCGACGGCAACACGGCAACGAAGCCUGAUGCUAUACACAGAUAGGGCUAGGUAACAAACCGGGAUGAAACCA